AUGUCUGAACCUUCAGAAGCAACUCCUGUUGCACAAGCAACCGAUGUCCCUACUAGGGACAAAACAUCAGAACAGAUGUUUGACGAGCUAAACAAAAUCCCCUUCUUCAUGCAAAGUUUAGAUGAAGCCGGUGAUGAGGCAGAGGAGAACCUGGAGCUCGAAGCUCUGAAAGCAAUGGCCUAUGAAGGAGAGCCUCACGAAAUUGCUCAAAAUUUCCGAGAACAUGGAAACGAGUGUUUCAAGCAGAAACAGUACAAGGAAGCCAUUGAAUACUACACAAAAGCUAUCGCUCAAAAAUGCGGUCAUACAGACAUUGAAAUUGCCUGUUACUCUAACCGUGCUGGCUGCAACUUAAUUUUUGGAAAUUAUAGAAAGGUGCUCGACGACUGUGCACAAGUACUGAAACGUGAUCCAAAACAUGUGAAGGCGUAUUACCGCUCAGCUAAGGCUUUAAUUGUCUUAAAGCGUCUGGAUGAGGCGGAAAAAUGUUUGGAUGUUUGCAAAAGUGGAAAUGCUGACGAUCCUGCUAUCGUGCUACUAGAAAAAGAGCUUAUAACAAAGAAGAAACAACAAGAAAAAUUGCUUGCAGAAAAAGCUAGACGUGAGCAGAGCGAAGCGCUCCGUCGGGAUGCAUUAACCAAUGCUUUAAAGCAACGUUCCAUUAGAGUUGUUGCUUCAGAGGAGUCACCCGACAUGGGAGAUGCCAAACUUCAUUUAGAAGUGCCAGAAGAUGCUUCUAGUGAGUUGUUUUUCCCUACAAUUUUGCUCUAUCCUUUGGAAUCCCAGUCAGACUUCGUUCCAGCUUUAUCCGAGCAUUCGACUGCCCAGGAUCUCUUAAACACGGUGUUUGAGACACCGGCUGAGUGGGACACAUCGGCGGAGUACCGUCCUAAUGUUGUGGAUGCAUUUAUUCAAACAAGUACAGGCGGACUCGUCAAAGUUGGUAAACGCGUGCCCAUUCUCAAGGUCCUUCAGCAUCCCAAGGUGGUAGUCAUGGAUGGAAUUAUUCAACUUAUUGUCGUUCCUAAGAACAAAACUGCAGAAUGGCUUGCUACUCGAAAGACUCAAGCAUGA
Molecule: messenger RNA, 1074 nt
Organism: Schizosaccharomyces japonicus yFS275
Lineage: Eukaryota; Fungi; Ascomycota; Schizosaccharomycetes; Schizosaccharomycetales; Schizosaccharomycetaceae
Product: HSP chaperone complex subunit
Exons: 1
Coding region: 1-1074 (357 amino acids)
Biological process (GO): protein folding; protein refolding
Cellular component (GO): cytoplasm
Molecular function (GO): ribosome binding; Hsp90 protein binding; Hsp70 protein binding
Source: RefSeq, a predicted model, not a curated record